ACAAGAUCAGCAGUCAGCUCAGGCACUUUGACUUGGCGUGUUCAGAUAACAACUUAAACUCGCACGAAUUGUAUAAAAUGCCAAAUAUUGCGUUUUUUAUCAAGUUAUCUUUUUGUUCCUGGGUGGUUUUUGAAAGUGUGAUCAAGAUUUGCCAACCGCAGCUUUGGAUAGCCACUAAGAAUCAGCCUGAAGAUAAAGAGGUUCUCCGCGAUAAAUACCAAAUUUGUCCCAGCAACAUAAAUUACUGCACCGAUUUAGGAAAACGCAAGAGCAAGAAUACGGAUGUCGUUGACAGUAAAAUGUUACCAGCUUUGAUGAUUCCUGCAAUUUUAUUCCUUCUGAUAACAAUUUCGAUUGCGGCAUCAAGAGGGAGUAUAUCAAAAACAGGCAAACGCACAACCGACGGCAAAAAAAUAGUGAUACGCAGAGAGAGCAAAUCAAUGAAGAGGUCAAAGAUCCACUCCAUUGGAUAUAUUUGGUUGCUGACCAUUUUUGCUUUUGGAUCUGCUGCGAGAUUUACUUCGGAUAAGAGUGAGAAGAAAAUAAACAAGACUGAUUGCUGGAAUUAUGGAAAGAACAAAUCAGAAUUUGCUGCGCCUGUCUUCAGUUUUGACGAAGGAAAUUUGAGCUUCGAUGGCUGUGGCAAGUGGGCCCGCAAGAAUGACUCGGCUGACAAAGCACCGUGGUUGGUCCGCAUAGGCGCAAGAAGUGUUUGUCAAGGUUUAAUUUUGUCACAGCAAACCAUCAUCUCCUCUAUGUUGUAUGAACCCAAUUGUCGUCGUGAACAUGAAGCAUUCACGGAAGGAAAAGAAACUAAGAUUUUCAGCGGUAAAUGUGUUGGAGAUCGAUACGGAGAAAAUUGCUACCGAGGAAAUGGCUUGCUUGGCCAAAAGUUACUCGAAGUCAAGCAAGUCAAAAUGGAGAUUGGCAGUUAUUACUUGAACAAUUACGUGUAUGUGUGGAAAGUUGAGAGGCUGCGCUUCACGCCGAGUUUGCAGCCAGUCUGUUUGUGGAACAGAGACAACCGUAAUGACGAAGAGGAAAAUUAUUUUAUAUUAGAUAUAUGGAGAAAUAUAUUUAAAUCUUCCAAUAUAUGGCCAGAGGAACAUUGUUAUAAAGAAAGAAUUCGAAAGAGCGAGUGCGACCUUUACGGAAAUUCAAUAUGUACACCUAAAAAUAAGCCAGAGGAAGAAUAUUUACUCAUUAAUCUAGAAGGACGUUUCUACUUACGCGGACUGCAAGUCAAACGCGCACAAGAUUUUUCUAUAUGGCUCGAUCUGCUCCCCUUCAUGAGGCAAAUCGUUUCUGCAUCCGUCGAUCUGGCACUGAAUGCCUCAAAUCUCUGGAUUGAAAGAGAGAAGUUAAAUCCCUGAAAGAUAAAAUAGAUGGUUCUUCAGCAAUUAAUGAAAAAAAUCAUUAAAACUUGUAAAAUUAAAAAAAAAUUUAUAAUCAAUUUCAAUAAAAUCCCAAAAGCCAACAAAUAAAAAUUCGUUAAAAAUUCAAU
This is a messenger RNA of Neocloeon triangulifer, 1504 nucleotides long. RefSeq lists its product as uncharacterized. Bases 78 to 1373 code for a protein of 431 amino acids. Lineage: Eukaryota; Metazoa; Arthropoda; Insecta; Ephemeroptera; Baetidae. The transcript has 9 exons. The record is from RefSeq and is a predicted model, not a curated record.